Zootermopsis nevadensis is the source of this 8114-nucleotide messenger RNA. It is a transcript of the gene FER, whose product is annotated as tyrosine-protein kinase Fer. Lineage: Eukaryota; Metazoa; Arthropoda; Insecta; Blattodea; Termopsidae. Gene Ontology annotation, molecular function: non-membrane spanning protein tyrosine kinase activity; ATP binding. The record is from RefSeq and is a predicted model, not a curated record. Gene Ontology annotation, biological process: peptidyl-tyrosine phosphorylation.
UUCAAUUUAUUGAGUUUUAUGGGGAAUGUUUUAGUAGACUGCUUCUGUCUGCUAUCUGGAGGAGAAUGUUGAACUAUUUACUUGUACCUAUUAUCGGAAUGUAGUGGCUUUCGUCUUCGGUAUGUUUUGUUUAUCUUUAUUUUACGAAGUGGGAAAACGUAUUGGAUGUCAUUAGUGGAGAAAGUUGCGUGUCUUAAUUAUAAAUGUGUGGCUAUUAAUGAAGGAGCCGAGAUUCUGAGAAAACAGAUGGGGUUUUCAUCAAACCUUCAGAGCAAGGCUGCUCAUGAAGCUUUGCUCUGUCGGCAAGAUGCAGAGCUUCGUCUGUUGGAUACUAUGCGACGUUGUCUAGCUAACAAAGUAAAGUGUGAUCGUGAGUAUGCUGUGGCCAUUACAUCUGUGGCAUUGCAAGGACAAAAACUAGAACGGGCAGAGGAUUUGGUUGGAAGUUUAGUUGCACAGGCAUGGAAGAACAUGCUGGAAGAAUUGGACAACACUGCAAGGCUAAUCAAACAUAAUGCAGACUCAUUAGAGAGCAAGAGCUUAGAUAAAUUAAACUCCCUUUACGCUGAAAAACGGAGAGCCAGGAAGCAGUAUCAGGAGGAACACAACAGAAUUGUUGCCCAGUUUACCCAUUUUACUGAGGAUGUAGCUCGAAAGAAGACAGAAUAUCAGAAGUACCUGGAGUUGUACAAACUCAUGCGAUCAAGGUUUGAGGAGCACUAUAUUAAAUCUGGUAGAGGUGGUCGUAAGCUGGAUGAUGUGCGAGAUAAAUACCAGAAAGCAUGUCGCAAACUUCACUUGACACACAAUGAAUAUGUGUUGUUGCUAUGUGAGGCAGCUGAAUAUGAGCGAGACUUUCGUACAGUGCUUCUUCCAGGUCUGCUUGACCAUCAAGAAGCUGUUCAGGAGGCCUUUAUUAUUUCUUGGCGAACCGUCCUUGAGGAAGUAGCACAGUACACAAGUCUCUGUUCUGAAAAGUUUCGUGAUGCACAGAGUAGAGUGGAGACCAGUUUAGAAGCCAUCAAACCAAACCAAGAGUAUAAAGACUUUACAGAGAAGAACAAAACAGCUCCGGCAUCACCAGUUCUCUUCACAUUUGAUAACAGUCUUGUUGAGGACACAUCAGGAAAGUUGUUACCAAGCCAGCUGACAGUGGACAAUCUAACUAUAGAAUGGUUGAGAGCAAAGUUAGUGCAGCUAGAGUCCAGUGUGAAGGAAGUGCAGGAGAAACAGGCCAGUCACAGUUCCCAUGUUGAUCUUGCUAACAACAAGAAUACACACGUAGACAUGCUUACAAGGGUGGAUCAUGGCAGGAGAGAACUAGAAGAGCUACGAUGCCGGGAGAGAGAAAUGCAGCAUCAGGUGGAGGUGAUCAAAAGUGCGCUUAGUGAACUCGGCUGUGAAGAAGUGCCACCUGGUUGUGACCUCUCCAUAGACUCGUCCUUUGUGGAUAACCAUACCAAUAUGGGGACACCCAACACAGAGCAGCAACAGGGUGGUGAACGCUCCUCCUCAACAUUCACUUUGAAAAGACAGCAUCAACAGCGCUUAGUAGAAAUCCUUCGCAAACCGUUCCGCAGAUUAUCUGCUCCUUCCUCCCCUAUUUUACCCCCUCGCAGUGCAGGGGAGGGACGGGAAGAGGAGAAAAACACUUCCCAGACUACUGAUGAUGAGAAAAUGUCACUGUCUGCUCAUCGACCACUGGUGGACGAGGAAUGGUUUCAUGGUGUUUUGCCUCGUGAAGAGGUGGUGAGGCUGUUGACACAUGAAGGAGACUUCCUAGUAAGGGAAACGACCAGAAAUGAUGAGUGUCAGACUGUUUUGUCGGUGUGCUGGGGUGGGCACAAACAUUUCAUUGUGCAGACUACAGCAGAGGGUCACUUCCGGUUUGAAGGACCAGCAUUCCCGACAAUACAGGAACUUAUACUGCAUCAGUACCAAAGUGGUCUGCCUGUCACGGGAAGGUCUGGUGCUGUUUUGAGAAAACCCAUUUUAAGAGAACGCUGGGAACUCAACAAUGAUGAUGUUGUUCUGCUGGAUAAGAUUGGGCGGGGCAAUUUUGGAGAUGUGUACAAAGCACAUCUCAAGACUGGCAAGAAGGAAGUGGCCGUGAAAACAUGUCGCAUGACUCUACCAGAUGAACACAAGAAGAAGUUCCUGCAAGAAGGGCGUAUACUAAAGCAGUAUGACCACCCAAACAUUGUAAAAUUGAUUGGCAUUUGUGUCCAGAAACAGCCUAUCAUGAUUGUAAUGGAGCUGGUACCAGGAGGUUCGCUGCUCACGUUUCUGCGGAAUCAUGCUGGAAGUCUGACACAGAAACAAUUACUUGGAAUGUGUCGAGAUGCGGCUGCUGGAAUGCGCUAUCUUGAGUCAAAGAACUGUAUCCACCGAGAUUUAGCUGCUCGAAAUUGUCUAGUCGGUUAUGAAAACAUUGUGAAGAUAUCAGAUUUUGGAAUGUCACGAGAAGAAGAAGAAUACAUAGUAUCAGAUGGAAUGAAACAAAUUCCUAUCAAGUGGACAGCCCCUGAAGCAUUGAAUUUUGGCAAAUACACAUCCCUGUGUGAUGUGUGGAGCUAUGGAGUACUGGCAUGGGAGAUAUUUUCACAUGGAGGGACACCAUACAGUGGACUUAGCAAUUCCAAAGCAAGAGAGAAAAUAGACACUGGUUAUCGGAUGCCUGCACCAGAAGGCACUCCAGAUGAAAUGUAUCGUCUUAUGUUAAGGUGCUGGGAAUAUGAACCAGAAAAUCGUCCACAUUUUGACCAGAUAUUUUUGGUUGUUGACACACUGUAUGGUGCACAUAGAUAGUACCUAUUCUACAAACCCAUCAUCCUGUCUUCAUUUCCAUUAUUUUGGAUAAUUUAUUAGGUUCACCACAGGAACUUUCAGUACAUAAUAUAAAUUAGUGGUGUAGAAAGAGUAUCAUUUCAUACGGUGUUUCUGUGUGAGAUUUAUUUAGUUGCACUCUACAGGCAGAAAAUGUCUUUCAACCCAAGUAUUAUGUUUCCUCUUCAUUUCUAUGAAAAACAAAAAUUUUGCUAUAUCAGUUAUUACAUAGUCUUGCUUGGGAAUACUCCUAAGGUGGUCAAACUUAGAUGAAUGUUAUUAAGAGGCAGUCAUUUUGGUUUCUAACUUUGGAGUAUGGAGCAGCUUUGGUAUUUCAUGUGUCAUACAAAAUCAUACUGUUUGGUAAUUGUGUGUUACUCUAGACUGAAUAUGUGUUGAAGCCUACAAAAUGGUACAUAAUUAUUAUGUGGUUAACAGAAUCAUUGUUUAAGAUUUGAGGUUUUCACAGCGGUGAGUAUGAAGAUUUCUGUCUUCCGAGUAAACAUCGACCAGACUACACAGCGCAACAUCCCAGAAGACAGAAAUCUUCAGAAUCAUUGUUCUUUUACUAGGGGUUUAUUUAUGAUAUUUUAUGGGCAUUCUUAUGUAUAAUCUUAAUGUGACUGCUUAAAACCUUGCAUACCGUGCAGUGUUUAAUAUUUAUCUAAAGUAUAAAAUCAUGCAUACAAACAUUAGCAUGCAAUCCACAACUAGAAAUGUCAAAUUGCAGGUUUGGUCUUAUGUCCAUUUUAUAAUUUUUGCACCAGUUUCCUAAGAGCAGAGGACCCAGAGACUUUGGCCGAAGUGUCAGCGUAUGUGUGAAAAAUUUAGUUCAUCAUUCUUUCAUUUCUUGGCCCUUACUCCUUUAAAGCCUAGUGGUAAGUGUAUGCAGCACCUACUUUAACGUUCAACAACUCUGUAUUGUUCCCAUAUACGUAUCUGUUAGUUUCAACAGCAGUAACUAACAUAUCAUCGUAAUGGGGCAGUGUCGUGUUUUCUUCUUGGUAGGAAUUUAAUGUUUAAAUAUUAUUUAGAGAAACUUUGGCUUUAUAGGGUUAUGUUGGUAACUGUCCAGUCAUUGUCUAGGGCUUUCAUUGAUGGGGUUUUCUCCAUUCAAUUAUUUAUUUUUUAUUAUAUUUCAGUACACUCCUUGAAUAUGAAUAUAAUUUUUGAAAGAAGUGUUAUAUGUGUGAAGUUCUGUUCAUGUUGUAUGCGUAAGUGAGACUAAAGCAUCAGCUUAUAGUCUUUUCCUCUUCAUUCCUCUUUCAGUCAUAUGAUGAAAAGGUAUAUUUUCUUGAUAUCUCAUACAAAUCAAUAAUAUGUGUAAAAUAGUUCUGAAGAAAAUGUUUGUAAUGAUAAUAUGUAAUGAAUGUGCUUUCUGAAGUAUUCAACUUUACUUUGAUCACAUUAUAAUAGUAUAAUUACUCACUCAUGCAUACUGAAACAAAUUGUGUAUAGAAGUUUGUUAAUAUUGACAUCAGAUAUUUGUGUUGCCUUGUUAAAUAGAAUUUGUACAUGAUGGAACACAGCAUUUGAUAUAUUCUCUUGAAUUUCAUAUAUGUGCUGUAAUUUGUGGAAGGAGAAAAAUGUUUAUGGGUGUUAUUUGAGAUGGAUGUUUGAAUAUUAUGCACGCAGAAAAAUUGAAAGAGAACUGUACUCUUUAGAAACUGUUCGUAGGGAACACUUAAAGUAUUAAUGCUGUAGUUAUUUUCUGUAGUUAGUAUUUGUGCAUUUUUGUACUUGACAAUAACAUGGAUUUUGAGUUAUCCAACAUUUUUUCUUUGUGUGUUCCACCAUGUAAGUAUGUAUAUUGUGUAUUUAACCAUGAAUUUAUGGAUCCAUCCAGUAUUGUAAUAUCAUGAUUACCAUGCCAUUUUUGCAAAUAUCAAGUUUUUUAUUAAAACUUGUGAAUUUGAACACAAAGUUUAAUUGCUUCCUUGAUAAUAAAUACAUAUUGGCAUGGUAUCAAUUUAGAUUAAUUAAAAUGGAGGACAGUUUAAAUGCCAUUGUAGUAUUAUUAUGUCCAUCUUGAUGCCAGUCAGAGUCAAAUUUUAUCCAGACAGAUUGUUACAGUCCACAAACAGUAUUAAGAUUUUAGUCUGUAUUUUUAUAUUAAGAAUCGCUCUAGAUUGCAGUGUAGGGACAUUUUCUGGUAAUGAGAAAUUGUUUAUGGUGUUGCAGCUCGUGGCUACAACAGUAUCCCCACAGUAUUUUCCAUGACACCCUGCUUCUUAAAUUCUUAUGUCCGUAACUUAAAUUUACUGUUUUACUAACUUUUUAUUGGGAUUCUCUGUUUAUUUUUCUACUGAGGCUGCAGUUAAAAUACAUCUGCACUUGAUGUCGUCUGUUUGCAUUUUAUAACAUGAAUGUAUGCCGUCAAAAUUAGAAUGCAAGACUCAAGUGUACUUUAUUCUUCUAUUGAAGUGAUGAGACCAGCAAACAUAGAUGGCUGAAACAGUAUAUUUUUUCAUCACCACAUUCAUUGCAUAUAUGCUGUUACUAUGGCCACUAUGACUUGUUCCUUAUUUGAAUUUUAAAUAUACUGAAAUUUCUUCUCUUAUGCUGUUAUUAGUGCAGCAUGGCUUGCAGUUGUCUACUGUCUUUCACAGUGAAGAUAAGAGAUUCUGUCCAUUUGAACAAAAGAUACAGUACUUGCUUUGACCAAGGUCAAGACAUCCUAUUUAUAGGGUUCAUUAAACUUCUAGGAGGUUGCAGACAUUUUUAUUUUUCACUGUUAUAUUUUAUUUAUUAAUGGUUGAUUUAAUGAUGAUAUUGUCUCAGAUUGUAUAGUGCCAAAAGAUAAUAUGAUUAGUGAAUAAUCAUGGCCUCAUUUAAGAUACUAUCACAGCAUUUGCCUGGAGGGACUGAGGAUAACCACAUAAGUCUAAGGCUAGCCUGUUUCUGAGCUGAGAUUUGAACCUGAGAUCUCCCACCCACAAAGCAGGAGUGCUAACUAUUCAGUUGUGAUGUUCAGUAUUGACUGUUAUGUGUGUAUUUAAAAAAAGUUAAAGAUGCCAUAGAUAUUUCAUAUUAUGGGUUUUAAUUUCAUUUGUAAUUCACAUAUUCCAGUCUACAUACUACAUAAGUGAAAAUAUUUAAACUUUUUGAGAUUUAGGUUCUCUUUGUGUGCAUUAUUACCUACCUCUCUGUUAUAUACUUCAGUCCUGAUAUUAAUACAAGUUACGAUGGAACUCCAUAGUAUAGCUUGGUGAUGAGGUGUGACAUUGAGUUGCAUGUAAGAUAUAUAUUACGUUGUCUGUAUAUUUUCGUAUGUCUUAUACAUUUAUUCAUGAUUUGCUGUGAAGGAUAUUUAAGAAUAUGGUACGUCUGUAUCUUACCAUUCUUGUUAAUAUAUCAGAUCAGUAAAACAUACAGGAUGUACCAUUUAAGAACAUAACCCAACAGGUCACAUACUAAAGUACAAACAAAGGUGAUAUAAGAAGUAGGUCCACCCUCAUGUAAUAGACCCUUCUCUUCUCCCCCAUGACACUCGAGUUUACUAUGCUAUCAUAUGCCAGUUCCACAAAAGCUGUGCAGAUGCAAACAUGGUGCAUUCAUAAGCAGAAUGUAUGUUCAUUCUUAAACAUUACUUCACUUCAAAAUCAUUUACUGUUUUUUGUGAAAGCCAUGGAUGUUUGUCCGCGUUCUUCUGUAUCGUGCUGUCCUGUGUACAGGUAGAAGCCUUGCGAUGGGCCGAUCCCUCGUCCAAGGACUCCUACCGAAUGUCUAUAGAUCAAACCAACGAAAAGUUGGGACCCACAGUGCUCAGACACUUGAAGAACAGGUCGUUCCCAGUAUCCCAGUUCUUUGUGAAGCAUUUAGCAAUGAAUAUCCUGACAAGGAAGUACUGAAUAAGACAAUACAGUGAUGGGUAACAACAUUUCAGGCACAGGAAGUGUUUGUCUGUGGCAGGUGCUCAUAGAGUGACAAACAGCUGAAAGUAUUGCUGUAAUGAUUUCAAGAAACAAUUUGAUACGGCUACAAGGAUUUAAUAUUGCCAUUUAUUUUGUUUUGUGUCGUGAAGGUGUUUGUGUAGUAAUUGGGGUUUCAUUUUAAAUGGAAAACCUGUAUAAUUGUACAAAGUUGCAUGGCUGGAGUAUUGGCGUAUAGUUCUAAUUCAUUUUCUGUGAGAUGUAUGGUUCUGAUGUGUCAGGUUUCCUUAGAAUUCUCCAUAAUUAAUUUCUCAUCACUCUUGCCAUUAUAAUUGUCAGGUACAUGAUAAAAAAUUGAACUAAUAUACACAGGAUGGAUACAAUCUGUCUAUGACUGGCUACAUGAAAUUGAUAUUGAGGUGUUGCUCCAAUGUAGUGUAACACUAAUUGCACUUAAUUUCAAAAUAAAACUCAGUGGUUCUUAAAUAUGCUAGCAGUGUUGUGAAUUUAUCUGAGAUCUUGAUCACUUUGUAUUAAUAUAAAGUUCAAUAAAAUCUUGCUCCACAUGUUUGUUAAUUAGUUGAGACAAUUAACUGAAGAGUGUAUUCUUCGGGGUUAUUAAAGCAUGAGUAUUAAUAAAUUUACUGGUUAGUAAUGUGUAAAAUAUCUUACUGAGAGUAUGGAUGAUUAUAUGUUUCAUAUGUAGUGUUAUGUACACAGACAUAUAUAUGUUUAAUGUGACAGUUGAUUUAAGGAUAUAACAGCUUCUAAUGUUAAGGGAUAAGCACUGCAUAUGUUAUAAAAUAUCUGAAGUAUAGCAUAGUCAUUUACUGGACAUCAGUAGACAGACCAAGACCCAAAUCAGAUGAUGAGUGUGGAUCUCAUGUUCAUAUUAAUGUAAAAUUGAUGGAAUCGGUUUGGUUAAUUUUUCAGUAAGACAUGCUGACCAAGGUCUGAUAUUUACACAGAAAAAUCAGUACAUGCUACAGUUGUAUGAUUUGAGGUUUUCACAGCGGUGAGUAUGAAGAUUUCUGUCUUCUGGGUUGUUGCGCUGUGCGCCCUGAUGACGGAGGCACCUCUGAAACGUUGGUAAACAUCUACCAGACUACACAGCGCAACAACCCAGAAGACAGAAAUCUACAUGCUACAGUUCUGUGAUAUUCAGUUUAUUUUGAGAGUGUAAGUCCUGUGGAGCAGAAUUUUCAUUGUUAUUGUAUUAGUCAGCCCUACUUGUUUGCCAUUUACAUAGAUGCCAUAUUUAUGUGCAGAAUCUUCUGCAUUCUGAACUGUUUAUGUUAAUGUAUGAGUUUGUUUGUUUGUUUUUAAAUAGUUUUAAUGUGUUUAUGAGUGUUAACUUAAUGUUGUACAGGUUUUAUAUAAAGUAAUAAUAAUAAUAAAUACUAUUGUGUUCUUUUA